This is a messenger RNA of Pyrus x bretschneideri (Chinese white pear), 1168 nucleotides long. RefSeq names its product annexin D4-like. Lineage: Eukaryota; Viridiplantae; Streptophyta; Magnoliopsida; Rosales; Rosaceae. The record is from RefSeq and is a predicted model, not a curated record. Gene Ontology annotation, cellular component: cytoplasm. Gene Ontology annotation, molecular function: calcium ion binding; calcium-dependent phospholipid binding. The coding region runs from base 33 to 980 and encodes 315 amino acids. The transcript has 6 exons.
UCUCCAUCAACAGAAUCAACACAGACAAGACAAUGGCUCUCACUCCUGAGCUGCAAACUCUCACCAAGGCUUUCUCAGGACUUGGAGUUGAUGAGAAGGCACUGGUAGCAAUAUUGGGAAAAUCGCAUCCUGAGGAAAGGCAAUCCUUCAGGAAAGCAACAACUCCCCACUUUUUCAAGGAAGAUGAACGUUCCUUCGAGCGCUGGGAUGAUCACCAUAUCAAGCUUCUAAAGCAUGAGUUCUUGCGUUUUAAGAAUGCUGUGGUCCUAUGGACAAUGCAUCCAUGGGAAAGAGAUGCUCGUUUGGCAAAGGAGGCCUUGAAGAAAGGUCCAGAAUCAUAUGGUAUUCUUGUUGAGAUUGCAUGCACGAGAUCGUCCGAGGAGCUAUUAGGAGCUAGGAAGGCCUACCAUUCCCUCUUUGAUCACUCCAUUGAGGAAGAUGUUGCCUACCACAUUGAUGGCCCUGAAGGCAAGCUCUUGGUUGCUCUUGUGAGUUCCUAUAGGUAUGAAGGAUCAAAGGUUAAGGAUGACACUGCAAAAUCUGAGGCCAAAACACUUGUUAAUGCCAUUAAGGAUGUCGAUAAGAGGCACCCCAAUGAAGGUGAUGAGGUGAUCAGGAUACUAUCAACAAGGAGCAAGCCCCAUCUCAAGGAAGUCUCUAAACACUACAAGGAAAUUUCUGGCCACGACAUUGAUGAAGAUCUUGAUCAUGCUGUGAGGUUAAAAGAGACGGUGCAGUGCCUGUGUACUCCUGAGAAAUAUUUCAGCAAGGUCUUGGAAGAUUCAUUGAGAACUGAUGUCCAUAAGCAUACCAAGAAGGGAUUGACUAGAGUAAUUGUUACCCGAGCUCACUCGGACAUGGUGGAGAUCAAGGAGGAAUUCGAGAACCAUCAUGGAGUCUCUUUAGUUGAGAAAAUUGAAGAGACGGCUAAUGGGAAUUAUAAGGAUUUCCUACUCACAUUGCUUGCAAAAGGAGGCUGACUAAAACGGCAGGACGGAAAGUUGGGGUUUGUCGGGAUUAAUUGGAAGCAUCUCUGUGUUACCCUUUUCAAUUGUUUUCGAUUGUUUGGCCUUUUCAUGGCUGUUAUAGCUAUCUGUAUGUGUGUUGUGUUAUCAUUAAGAGAAACUGAAAUAAAUCAAUCAAUCACUGAGGCAUUUUAGCGUUUCAA